Molecule: messenger RNA, 2647 nt
Organism: Pseudophryne corroboree (corroboree frog)
Lineage: Eukaryota; Metazoa; Chordata; Amphibia; Anura; Myobatrachidae
Product: gastrula zinc finger protein XlCGF57.1-like
Exons: 1
Coding region: 38-1666 (542 amino acids)
Source: RefSeq, a predicted model, not a curated record
UGGACACACAAGCAGGAAUAUCUCGGAAGGAUAUCUAAUGUUAUCCCCGGAUUGUGACAUAAAAGAUAAUGACAGUAGACAGGAUUCUCCAGGAGAUAACCCCAUUACCCCAAUUAUACAUCCAGCUCUAUCAGCUGAUCCCUCUGAUCCUGGGAAAUGUUCUCCUGAUCACUCUGAUAUUGGUGCAUCUGUUACAGCUCUGACAGUAGAUACAGUGUUUCCGUGUUCUAUAGAUGCCAAAUGUUUUACACAGAACACAAAGCCUAUUAAACCACACACAGGUAAGGCAGGUGGAAGGCCACUGAUAUGUUCAGAGUGUGGAAAAUGUUUUACAAAGAAAUCAUAUCUUGUUAUACAUCACAGAAUUCACACAGGUGAGAAGCCAUUUCCAUGUUCUGAGUGUGGGAAAUGUUUUACACAGAAAUCACAUCUUGUUAGACAUGGGAGAAGACACACAGGUGAGAAGCCAUUUUCCUGUUCCGAGUGUGGGAAAUGUUUUGCACAGAAAUCAGCUCUUGUUAGACAUGAGAGAGAGCACACAGGUGAGAAGCCAUUUCCAUGUUCUGAGUGUGGGAAAUGUUGUGUAAGUAAAUCACAACUUGUUACACAUCUGCGCAGUCACACAGGUGAGAAACCUUUUCCAUGUUCUGAGUGUGGGAAAUGUUUUGCAUGUAAAUCAGAUCUUGUUAUACAUCACAGAAGUCACAUAGGUGAGAAGCCAUUUUCUUGCUCUGAGUGCGGGAAAAGUUUUACCUGGAAAUCCAAUCUUGUUAGACAUCAGAGAGAGCACACAGGUGAGAAGCCAUUUCCAUGUUCUGAGUGUGGGAAAUGUUGUGUAAGUAAAUCACAACUUGUUACACAUCUGCGCAGUCACACAGGUGAGAAACCUUUUCCAUGUUCUGAGUGUGGGAAAUGUUUUGCAUGUAAAUCACAUCUUGUUAUACAUCACAGAAGUCACACAGGUGAGAAGCCAUUUCCAUGUUCUGAGUGUGGGAAAUGUUGUGUAAGUAAAUCACAACUUGUUACACAUCUGCGCAGUCACACAGGUGAGAAACCUUUUCCAUGUUCUGAGUGUGGGAAAUGUUUUGCAUGUAAAUCAGAUCUUGUUAUACAUCACAGAAGUCACAUAGGUGAGAAGCCAUUUUCUUGCUCUGAGUGCGGGAAAAGUUUUACCUGGAAAUCCAAUCUUGUUAGACAUCAGAGAGAGCACACAGGUGAGAAGCCAUUUCCAUGUUCUGAGUGUGGGAAAUGUUGUGUAAGUAAAUCACAACUUGUUACACAUCUGCACAGUCACACAGGUGAGAAACCUUUUCCAUGUUCUGAGUGUGGGAAAUGUUUUGCAUGUAAAUCAGAUCUUGUUAUACAUCACAGAAGUCACACAGGUGAGAAGCCAUUUUCUUGCUCUGAGUGCGGGAAAUGUUUUACACACAAAUCACGACUCGUUACCCAUCAGCAAAGUCACACAGGUGAGAAGGCAUUUCCAUGUUCUGAGUGUUGGAAAGGUUUUGCACACAAAUCACAUCUUGUUAUACAUCAGAGAACUCACACAGGUGAGAAGCCAUUUUCUUGCUCUGAGUGCGGGAAAUGUUUUUCACAGAAAUCAGUUCUUGUUAUACAUCACAGAAGUCACACAGGUGAGAAGCCAUUUCUAUACUCUGAGAAAUAAAUCAUCUCCUGUUGCACACAAUAGACAUCACUCAGGUGAGGAACCAUUUUAAUCUUCUGGAGUAUACUUAUCAUUGCCAUGCAUUGUUCUUCAAGGUUCUUAUCCUAUCUCCUAUGCUUUUUGCAAUAUGCAUGUUACCACUGGGUGAAAUAAUCAGAUGUCAUGCCCUCAUCUACCACUGCUAUACAAAUGACCUGUCUUUGCUCUAGGUACUGAGAACCCAGUACCAAUCCUAAAUGGUUGUCUAGCUGAGCUCCAGGUGUGGCUGAUGCCAGUUGGUUGUGAUUCAGUCCUGGUGAAACAUGUCUUUAAGCUCACCACCAAAGGGCAGGGCUACAGUUCAGCUUUGCAAACCAACCAGACUUACGCUUGGGGGUUCAGAGUUACAAAAUGCUGAUCAUGUGCGGAAUCUUGGUGUCCUGGAUAGUGGAGUGACACUUAGACAUCAGUAUCUGCCACAAUCAGAUCCUCAUCUGAGGAACAUAGCCAGACUCCAGCACUUAUUUCCCUCAGAAGAUCUACCUACAGUCAUACAUUUACUUGUAUCAUCACGCAUAGACUACUGCAAUGUCCUCUAUCUGGGUCUCCCAGCAAAAGAAUUGCACCGGUUGUAGCUUGUACAGAAUGCAGCAGCCAGGCUGUUACCUAACCAGCCCGUUCCUGCCACAUAACACCCAUUCUCUGCUCCCUUCACCAGCUGCCUGUAAGAUGGUGACUCUAUUACAUAAUCUUACUGACUCUCCCAGUCCGACAUGACCAGGGUCCAUGGUACCAGAAGCAGCUUCUGCCUCCUUACUGCCCUGCUUGCUUCCAUCUGCAGAUGAAGGACUGUUACCAGCAGUACCAAGAAUCCCCAAGAAGUUCUGAGAUGUCAGGGGUGAGACAGGGUUGUAGCACUAGUGCUGUAGCAGGGGCUGCCGGAUGCAGUGUCUGUGAGAAUCUUGUUCUCAAGCAGCGCUAAGGUGUCAGAGGGGAGACAGU